Etheostoma cragini (Arkansas darter) is the source of this 826-nucleotide messenger RNA. It is a transcript of the gene timm17b, whose product is annotated as translocase of inner mitochondrial membrane 17 homolog B (yeast). Gene Ontology annotation, cellular component: mitochondrial inner membrane; TIM23 mitochondrial import inner membrane translocase complex. NCBI's taxonomy places the organism in Eukaryota, Metazoa, Chordata, Actinopteri, Perciformes, Percidae. The record is from RefSeq and is a predicted model, not a curated record. Gene Ontology annotation, biological process: protein import into mitochondrial matrix. The transcript has 6 exons. Gene Ontology annotation, molecular function: transmembrane protein transporter activity. The coding region runs from base 98 to 610 and encodes 170 amino acids.
UCUCUGAUCUUCGAGGAGAAUGGACGACACGGCUUCCCACAACAGCACACGGCGCGCACAAUGAUGACGUAGCUCCGUUCUCCCGGCUAUAACAAACAUGGAGGAAUAUGCCCGUGAACCUUGUCCCUGGAGAAUAGUGGAUGACUGCGGAGGGGCUUUUACCAUGGGUGCAAUCGGGGGAGGAGUAUUCCAGGCGAUCAAGGGCUUUCGUAAUGCCCCCGCAGGUGUUGGACACAGACUGAGAGGAAGUGCAAACGCAGUGAGAAUAAGAGCUCCACAGAUUGGAGGUAGCUUUGCUGUUUGGGGAGGGCUCUUCUCCACCAUCGACUGUGGUUUAGUUCGCCUGAGAGGGAAAGAGGAUCCUUGGAACUCUAUAACAAGCGGUGCUAUGACGGGGGCCAUCCUGGCAGCCCGCAGUGGGCCGUUGACUAUGAUGGGCUCUGCCAUGAUGGGGGGAAUAUUGCUCGCUCUCAUUGAGGGUUUUGGGAUCCUUCUAACCAGAUAUACAGCGCAGCAGUUUCAGAACCCUAUUCCAUUUGCAGACGACCCCAGUCAGUUGCCUCCAAAGGAUGGGGGUCAGCAACAGGGGGGAAAGGGACAGUUUCAGUAGAGAGCAGCAAGGACUGAGACCAGCUGUGGACACAGUGAGUGAGACCAGUAGGGGGGACACCAGACAUUGCAGGAGGUGCCAGGAUGACCAGGCUGUGGAGAUACUGGUCUCUACAGCGGUGUCAAGUACUUGCACUAUAUUCUUAUACCUCAGGGGCAUAUUACUGUGAAUUUAAGUGAUUUAUGAGUGAGUGUUGGUGACCAACCUCAUUGUUGC